AUGGCCGACUACGAUGAAGCUUACGAGGAGGAGUUCUACGACGAGGCGGAUGACGGAAUCACCUCCGAAGACUGCUGGACGGUAAUCUCAUCAUUUUUCGACGUGAAGGGUCUUGUCUCCCAGCAGCUCGACUCUUUCGAUGAAUUCAUCUCUUCGACCAUGCAGGAGCUGGUGGAGGAACAAGGACAAGUGGUUCUCGAUCAGACCCUCCCCCCGGCCGAAGACGAAAUCGACCCGAUCGUUGUGCGCCGCUACGAGCUCAAAUUCGGCACUGUCAUGCUUUCGCGACCAUCUGUAACAGAAGGAGAUGGUGCGACCACGAUCAUGUUGCCCCAGGAGGCGCGUUUGCGAAAUCUCACAUACGCCAGUCCCCUGUACCUGACCAUCAGAAAGAAAAUUAUGGAGGGACGAGAGUGUCAGGUGGCCGACCGCGAUGACGAUGAAGCUGGCGACGCCGACGAAGACCGCAAGAACCGUGGCACAUAUCUGCAGUGGGAGCAGAGGGCUCUUCCGCCAGAGCAGAAGGAGGAGGAGACAGUUUUCAUUGGCAAGAUGCCCAUCAUGCUCAAGUCCAAGUACUGUAUCUUGAAGGAUCUGAAGGAGGAACGCCUUUACGCCUGGAAUGAAUGCCCGUACGAUUCCGGCGGUUACUUUGUCAUCAACGGCAGUGAAAAGGUUCUCAUUGCGCAGGAGCGAAGUGCCGGAAACAUCGUGCAGGUCUUCAAGAAGGCUCCCCCGAGCCCAACACCCUAUGUUGCUGAAAUCAGAAGUGCCGUCGAGAAGGGAUCGCGGCUCCUCUCUCAGCUUGCACUCAAGCUCUUCGCCAAGGGUGAUAGCGCCAAGGGUGGAUUCGGCCCGACUAUUCGAUCGACUCUGCCAUACGUCAAGACUGACAUUCCGAUCGUUGUUGUCUUCCGAGCCCUAGGAGUUGUGUCUGAUGAGGAUAUUCUGAACCAUAUUUGCUAUGACCGCAAUGAUACCCCGAUGCUGGAGAUGCUGAAGCCGUGCAUUGAAGAAGGUUUCGUCAUCCAGGACCGUGAAGUUGCUCUUGACUUCAUCGCCAAGCGUGGCUCCUCUCAGUCUAACCUGAACCAUGAGCGGCGUGUGCGCUACGCACGAGAGAUCAUGCAGAAGGAGUUGUUGCCGCAUAUUUCGCAAAGCGAGGGCAGCGAAACCCGAAAGGCCUUCUUUCUGGGCUACAUGGUGCACCGUCUACUGCAGUGCGCUCUUGGCCGCCGUGAUGUUGAUGACCGUGAUCACUUUGGAAAGAAGCGUCUGGAUUUGGCUGGCCCACUUCUUGCCGGUCUUUUCCGAGUCCUUUUCACCCGCGUCACCCGUGACUUGCAGCGCUACGUGCAACGUUGUGUGGAGACCAACCGGGAGAUUUAUCUCAACAUUGGUCUGAAAGCCAGCACUCUGACUGGUGGUUUGAAAUAUGCCCUGGCGACAGGUAACUGGGGUGAGCAGAAGAAGGCUGCCAGCUCCAAGGCCGGUGUUUCCCAGGUGCUGAGUCGCUAUACCUACGCUUCCACCUUGUCCCAUUUGCGCCGUACCAAUACGCCUAUUGGCCGAGAUGGAAAGAUUGCUAAACCGCGUCAACUUCAUAACACUCACUGGGGGCUUGUGUGCCCAGCCGAGACACCCGAAGGCCAAGCUUGUGGUCUUGUCAAGAACUUGGCACUCAUGUGCUAUAUCACUGUUGGUACACCCAGUGAACCGAUCAUUGAUUUCAUGAUUCAGCGCAACAUGGAAGUCCUUGAGGAAUUCGAACCUCAAGUCACUCCCAAUGCCACCAAGGUGUUUGUGAACGGUGUCUGGGUUGGUAUUCACCGUGACCCUUCACAUCUUGUCAACACUAUGCAGUCCCUCCGUCGGCGCAACAUGAUCUCCCACGAGGUCAGCUUGAUUCGUGACAUUCGUGACCGAGAGUUCAAGAUCUUCACAGAUGCUGGCCGUGUGUGCCGGCCCCUCUUUGUUGUUGACAAUGACCCCAAGAGUGAGAAUGCUGGCUCAUUGGUCCUUAACAAGGAGCACAUUCGCCUGCUGGAGCAGGACAAGGAUCUAUCGCGUGACUUGGAUCCGGAAGAGUACCGGGAGCGCGGAUUCGGAUGGGAGGGCUUGGUGAGAUCGGGGGCUGUGGAAUAUGUGGACGCGGAGGAGGAAGAGACGAUUAUGAUUGUGAUGACCCCCGAAGACUUGGAGAUUUCCAAGCAACUCCAAGCUGGCUACGCUCUACCAGAAGAUGAAACCAACGACCCCAACAAGCGAGUUCGUUCGAUUCUGAGCCAGCGGGCGCACACCUGGACGCACUGCGAGAUUCACCCUAGUAUGAUCCUGGGCGUUUGUGCCAGUAUCAUUCCCUUCCCGGAUCACAACCAGUCGCCUCGUAAUACCUACCAGUCUGCAAUGGGUAAACAGGCCAUGGGUGUGUUCCUGACCAACUUUGCGCAGCGCAUGGAGACCAUGGCGAACAUUCUUUACUAUCCUCAGAAGCCUCUCGCCACCACCCGAUCGAUGGAGUUCCUCCGCUUCCGCGAGCUGCCUGCGGGUCAAAAUGCGAUUGUGGCUAUCGCCACUUACUCUGGUUACAACCAGGAAGAUUCGGUUAUCAUGAACCAGAGCAGUAUCGACCGCGGUCUGUUCCGCAGUCUGUUCUACCGUACAUAUACAGACUCUGAGAAGAUGGUGGGCUUGACGGUCGUUGAGCGAUUCGAGAAGCCAAUGCGGUCCGACACACUUGGCAUGCGCAAGGGCACCUAUGAUAAGCUUGAUGAGGAUGGAAUCGUUGCUCCGGGUGUGCGUGUUUCUGGAGAGGAUAUCAUUAUCGGCAAGACUGCGCCUCUGGCGCCCGAUGCGGAAGAGCUCGGCCAGCGCACCAAGUCACACGUCAAGAUCGACGUCUCGACGCCACUCCGAAGCACUGAGAAUGGUAUCGUGGACCAAGUGUUGGUCUCAACCGGCAACGACGAUCUCAAAUUCGUCAAGGUCCGUAUGCGUACCACCAAGGUCCCGCAGAUUGGUGACAAGUUCGCCUCUCGUCACGGUCAGAAGGGUACUAUUGGUAUCACUUACCGACAGGAGGAUAUGCCCUUCACCCGCGAGGGUGUGGUGCCUGACUUGAUUAUCAACCCGCACGCCAUUCCAUCUCGUAUGACAAUUGCUCACUUGAUCGAGUGCCAGCUGAGUAAAGUGUCCGCUCUUCGUGGCUUCGAAGGUGACGCUACUCCUUUCACUGACGUGACUGUCGACUCGAUCUCACGCCUGCUCCGCGAGCACGGUUACCAGUCCCGUGGAUUCGAAGUCAUGUAUAAUGGUCACACCGGCCGUAAGUUGGUGGCGCAGGUGUUCCUCGGCCCAACCUACUACCAGCGACUGCGCCAUAUGGUGGAUGAUAAGAUCCACGCGCGUGCCCGUGGUCCAACUCAGAUUCUCACCCGCCAGCCUGUGGAGGGUCGUGCGCGUGACGGUGGUCUGCGGUUCGGAGAGAUGGAACGUGAUUGUAUGAUUGCCCACGGUGCUAGUCAUUUCCUCAAGGAGCGUCUCUUCGAUGUAUCGGAUCCAUUCCGUGUUCACAUUUGCGACGACUGCGGCCUGAUGACCCCGAUUGCCAAACUCAAGAAGGGUCUCUUCGAAUGCCGACUGUGCAACAACAAACACCGCAUCUCCCAAGUCCACAUCCCCUACGCCGCCAAGCUUCUGUUCCAAGAGCUGGCCUCGAUGAACAUUGCCGCCCGAAUGUUUACCGACCGUUCCGGAGUAUCGGUGCGGUAA
Molecule: messenger RNA, 3771 nt
Organism: Penicillium canariense
Lineage: Eukaryota; Fungi; Ascomycota; Eurotiomycetes; Eurotiales; Aspergillaceae
Product: DNA-directed RNA polymerase II subunit RPB2
Exons: 2
Coding region: 1-3771 (1256 amino acids)
Biological process (GO): DNA-templated transcription
Cellular component (GO): RNA polymerase II, core complex
Molecular function (GO): DNA-directed RNA polymerase activity; ribonucleoside binding; DNA binding
Source: RefSeq, a predicted model, not a curated record